AACAAAGUAUAGUCGCCAUACCAGUCCUGCCCGUUUGGUCACUGCUCCUCGCGCAUGCGCAGCACGGCUCUCCAGGAGCCAUGCGGAACUGCUCAACCUCGGCCAGUGUAGCCUACGCUACAAAAGAUGGAGAGGUAAUUGGGUUGUUGGAAGAUGCCUGUCCAAGGUUAGUAUAAGGCCAUGGCAGCAGCGUAGGGGGGCAAACUCUUGACACAAAAAUGAAAGGACAAUCAGAAGAUGACCACAACUGGGCAGCCCAGUGCAUUUUGCUGGCUGCAUCAACUGGACCUUUUCAGAGCUAACAACCAAGAAAGUUUUGCACAUAUCCUUAAAAGAGUUGAACGGGACCUUUACUCCUGGAUGUAAGGGCUGGGAGAGCUUAUUAACAAGGUUCUGCUCUAAUGAAAUGUUUUGUAUUGUAGACAUGUGUCCUUUUUCCACUGAUCUAACGUAUUGUAAUUCUCACUUUUGCACAGGUUGACCUGGGCGGCGGCCUGUUCAUGAUGGCAGCGCAGUUUAACCACUGCGUUAAGAAGUCUGCUGCCGACUCGAAAAUGGUGCGGAAUACCGCCCUGGCGUUCUGGACACACGAAGAGCUGUUGGUGCGGAGUGUUAUGGGGAAUCCCUCCCGCCGAUUUCUCAAGGAGUGUCCUGAGGGCACAAAGUAGCCUAUGACGCCCAAGAAAUUAAAAAUAUUUCGGGCUGCCCUGCGUGCCUACAUUGGGAACAAGUCCGAGGAAGAAGUUGGCGCUAGGCUGGCCAAGACGAACGCAUACUUGGCCAACUACGUACAAGACACCUCCAGUAGGUGGAAAAAAGCGCAGCGGAAGAAGAGCCAAGAGGCAGCAGCUGAGGCAGAGGAGAUGGCGCUUCUGUCAAUACUGUCUCCCUUACAGCGCCCUACCUCCCCUUCUGUGGGGAAGAAAGGCACCCUGAUUUCCAGCACCCCGGACAUGGGGUGCUGGAAGAUUGAGUCUAUCAAGAUCAACGACGGUGACAACGAAAUCACGGCGUACCUCGCGCCGCACGGCGCGGUGUGGAGUACCCGGCAUCGUCCCGGGAUUGACAGUAGAGGAACUGACGGAGGCCUUUGGACAACCGAAGAACCUACCGAUACUUGGCGUUCGGAAGCUGGGCAACUCCUGUUCGGCAAUUGCAACCUUCAAACACGAGACAGUGUCGAUGUGGACGUAUUGCUACGGUUUACCUCUGAAGCGAGUGCUGUGCAGUAAACGCUACGAGAUGUGCUAUCGAUGUGGCGAGUUACUACACAGAUCAGGCGUAUGUGUCAGCGCCCAAGUUAAUUGUCGGGGAUGCGGAGUGGCAGCCCCACCCGUGGAUUACGUAUGCGAGCCCAAGUGUAAGUUGUGCGGUAAAGGUAAUUUGACAGCAGACCGGAAAUGGAAAGAAGCUUUUAGUAGUCGGUAUGCGAUAGAGAAGAGGCAAUGGGAAGCUAAGCUACUCAUGGAAGAGGAAGAUUGGAAGGGAAAGGAGGCCGAAGUGGGGAGAAGCCGAUGGGAAAAGCAUUCGGGGAGAUCCAGGAGUGAGUCAAGAAACCGGAGCGUGCCGAGAGAGAGAUCGAAUGCCUUCCCGCGGCUGUCGCAACGGCAAGAGGAGAAGCAACAGAAGGCCGCACCCGGGACUGCGGGGAGCUCCGGAGGCGCUGUCAACGACCCAGCGAGAGCCAAGUCGUCGAGCCAAAAAGUGGGUUGGGUAGACAUGGCCUCCUAGGAUAAACGCGAUGAAGAAAUGUUUAAGAUUCAGGCAGUAAAUCGCAUGCUUAAAGAACAGCUAGCGGCGAUGAGUAGGCAGAUUGCGGAGCUUCAAAUAGCUCUUAAGCCUCAUUCAGCACCUUCGAAACAUUUGCAAGUGCCGGAAAACGCAAAUGUAGGGAAACCAAAGGAGCAGAGUGCGGCUCCGCCGCCGGCUAAGAGGGCGAAGGACGUGGACAAACCCAAAAUAGAUAAGGACACAGAGACAGUGAUAGAUUUAAAAUAGUGAAAUUGGAGGCAACCUUUGAGGCAAAAUCUAACCGGGACUAUAAAUGGCGCAAGUCCUUUGAGGAACGCAUUUUGGGAAUGUUUCAAACUCUCCCAGAGCAGUUGCAUCAGCGAGAUAAGAAUUGUGGAGAUCUGGCUGGCCCUCCCCCGCGCCGACCCUCCGAACCCUAGUUUCUGGCCUCCGAAUACGUCGCGCCUCAGGGGAGCGGCCGUGGCCUCGCGUACCAGAGAUCCGUGUACGGCGCUCCCCUAGGCCAACUGACGUCACGCGACUGGCUUCCCAAGACAAAAAGGCGAAGGCUUGAAAAGGGGAAGCCGAACAAAGGAAGGCUCACUCUUGGACGGGAGCGCUCUUGGACGGUGACUCUCUCUCGAACGGUGGGACACGAAGUAUGGUGCAGCGGUGACAAAGAGACGAGGACGCUGGCGCGGGAUUUGGCGGGCGACGGACGCAGGCGCGGGGAAAGUGCGGGCAAGACGUCGAGUGGCGGACUCGACAAACGGACCGGACGGCGACCCUGGACGACGACGUCUCCAUGACGCGGUGUGUACUACUACCGCUAGGACUUAGAGCAGCUGCAGUGACAGCGGACUUACCCCCGGCCUCGCUGAUGACCGGCCCCCCGAUCCCGAAACCCCCCAAGGCAAUGAGUGAGUGAAUAAACCCU
Ixodes scapularis (black-legged tick) is the source of this 2668-nucleotide messenger RNA. RefSeq lists its product as uncharacterized. Bases 672 to 1232 code for a protein of 186 amino acids. The transcript is spliced from 3 exons. The record is from RefSeq and is a predicted model, not a curated record. NCBI's taxonomy places the organism in Eukaryota, Metazoa, Arthropoda, Arachnida, Ixodida, Ixodidae.